AUGACACCAAACAUGUCCAUUCCACAGCUCGAGGGCUAUAGCUGCCAACCAAUCUUCCUGAACGUGCUAGAGGCCAUAGAGCCUGUCGUGGUAUGCUCUGGACAUGAUAACAACCAGCCUGACAGUUUUGCAUUGCUGUUGAGCAGCCUCAAUGAGCUGGGAGAGAGGCAGCUAGUGCAUGUGGUGAAGUGGGCAAAGGCAUUACCAGGUUUCCGUAACCUGCAUGUAAAUGACCAAAUGACCGUCAUACAGUACUCCUGGAUGGGCCUUAUGAUAUUUGCUAUGGGAUGGAGGUCAUUCAAAAAUGUCAACUCAAGAAUGUUGUACUUUGCUCCAGAUUUGGUGUUCAAUGAGUAUCGCAUGCACAAAUCACGUAUGUACAGCCAAUGUGUUCGAAUGCGUCACCUCUCCCAAGAAUUUGGAUGGUUACAGAUCACACCAGAGGAAUUCCUGUGUAUGAAGGCCCUUCUGCUGUUCAGCAUUAUUCCUGUGGAAGGUCUGAAAGAUCAGAAGUGCUUUGACGAGCUUCGGAUGAACUACAUUAAGGAAUUAGACCGUGUCAUAUCCUGCAAAAGGAACAACCCAAAUGCCAGCUCACGGCGGUUUUCCCAACUUACCAAACUCCUGGAUUCAGUGCAGCCAAUUGCUCGUGAGCUGCACCAGUUUACAUUUGACCUAUUUGUAAAGGCCCAGAUGGUGAGCGUGGAUUUUCCUGAGAUGAUGUCUGAGAUCAUUUCUGUCCAAGUUCCUAAGAUCCUGUCUGGAAGAGUCAAGCCCCUCUACUUCCACAGUUUAUGA
This is a messenger RNA of Staurois parvus, 798 nucleotides long. Lineage: Eukaryota; Metazoa; Chordata; Amphibia; Anura; Ranidae. The record is from the annotation of a GenBank genome assembly.